GGGAAAAAGGGAAUACCACGAGAGCUUCACCAUGAAGUUAUUGCAGGAGUUCGAGUGCGGCACAUACUCGUGGAAGUUGAAGAAAAAACUCAACCAGAGCACCCACGGCUGGGAAGUGUUCGUAGUUGCUGUUGCCGGGAGUGAUAUCAGUUUAAUUGACGAUGUCAGGUUUGACAUGCACCCGACUCUGGUGCCGCCUUCAGUUG
Molecule: messenger RNA, 206 nt
Organism: Sphaeroforma arctica JP610
Lineage: Eukaryota; Ichthyosporea; Ichthyophonida
Exons: 2
Biological process (GO): regulation of DNA-templated transcription
Source: RefSeq, a predicted model, not a curated record